Messenger RNA from Ilex paraguariensis (yerba mate), 1252 nucleotides. The record is from the annotation of a GenBank genome assembly. NCBI's taxonomy places the organism in Eukaryota, Viridiplantae, Streptophyta, Magnoliopsida, Aquifoliales, Aquifoliaceae.
CUGCCUCUGCCUCGACGAGACUGAGAGUCUCAGCCCUUAGGCUUUCACCUCUCGUAUAAAUCGCCAGGAGAAGGGGAAUCGAAACUGAGAAGCUUCUCUGCCUGGUGAAAGAUUAGGGCUUUAACCAUCUGACUAUCCGAGGUUGAGCCGGUAAGAAGAACAGCUAGGGUUCGGUCAAAAGACUCUGGGUUCAAUUCGUCACUCCUCUAGGUUGAAGCCCGUAGUCUCAAAACAGAGAUCUUCUGAGAUUUUCCUAGUGAAGCAAGAAAGGGAAAAUUAGGCGAACAUGUCGAAGCCUUCUUCUUCUCCCGGGAGUGAGCAACCUCAAUCAAUCGGAGACGGUGACCGUUCAGCUAAUCUAUCUCGCACUUUCAAGUACUUAUUGGCUACACAGUUUUUGUCGAGAGGAAUCCCAUUUAUAUUCAAUUCGUGGAUCGUCAGACACCUUACCGAAGAAGACUAUGCGAUGUAUGCUAUACAAUUUCAUCUGUUUGUCACCUGUGUCUUGUUUCUUAGUCGAGAGGGUUUUCGGCGAGCAUGCAUGAGGGCAGACAUCAGAUGCGAUGAUUCUUCAAUGGCUGAAAAUGCAGCAAAGCUUUUGAAAGUAGCCUGGAUGAUUCUCCCACUUGGAGUAGUCAUUACAAUUGCAGCAUGUAUAUUUGUUUUCUGGUGGCAAGCACUAAGUUAUUCUAAUCCAUAUGGGCAAGCUAUCUUGAUUAAUGGAUUUGCAUGUAUGCUAGAGCUACUGGCAGAACCCUUAUAUAUUCUUUCUCAGAACUUGUUGCUCCUCAAACUACGGUUGAUGGUUGAAACUGCAGCUACUCUUUUCCGUUGUGUAACAACGUACAUCCUCAUCGUCAAGCAAACUGACAUGGAGAAAGGGAUUGUAUUUGCAUUGUCACAAACUGCAUUUGGGGCUUGCAUGCUCUUUGGUUAUUGGGUCUACUUCCUUCUUUUUCAUAGAUAUAAAAGUUCCAAUCUUUUUCCUUUCAGAAUAGGACGUAUGAUGGAUUAUGAUAGACAGCUGUCAAGCAUGUGUAUGUUGUUUACCCUUCAAUCAUUUCGGAAGUUGAUCCUGCAAGAAGGAGAAAAGAUGGUCCUUGUAUGGUUGGAUACACCAUAUAACCAAGCUGUAUAUGGACUCGUAGACAAGUUAGGUAUGCAACAGUGCAAAACACUCUGUGUACUGCAAAUGGUUGAGAUCGUUGGAUCUGGAGCUUUCUUAAUGACUAGUUACUCUUGAUCUGGAAUG